AUGGCUGCUCCUCCCGCCCGAGCUCGAGCUGAUUACGAUUACCUAAUCAAACUCCUUUUGAUCGGUGAUAGCGGUGUGGGUAAGAGUUGCCUUCUUCUGCGAUUUUCCGAUGGGUCCUUCACCACCAGUUUUAUUACUACCAUCGGGAUUGAUUUCAAGAUAAGAACUGUAGAGCUUGAUGGGAAAAGAAUUAAACUGCAAAUCUGGGAUACCGCUGGACAAGAGCGAUUCCGGACAAUUACCACUGCUUACUACCGUGGAGCAAUGGGUAUAUUGCUUGUGUAUGAUGUCACCGACGAGUCAUCUUUCAACAACAUUCGGAAUUGGAUCCGAAACAUCGAACAGCAUGCUUCUGACAAUGUCAACAAGAUACUGGUCGGCAACAAGGCUGACAUGGAUGAAAGCAAAAGGGCUGUUCCGACAUCGAAGGGUCAAGCACUCGCAGAUGAAUAUGGAAUCAAAUUCUUCGAGACAAGUGCCAAGACAAACAUGAACGUUGAGGAGGUUUUCUUCUCGAUCGCCAAGGACAUAAAGCAGAGACUUGCCGAUACCGACUCAAGGGCCGAGCCUCAAACCAUAAGAAUUGCACAAAAUGACCAGCCAGGUGGGGCUGCCCAAGCUGCCCAAAAAUCAGCUUGCUGUGGUUCUUAA
This is a messenger RNA of Striga hermonthica, 651 nucleotides long. The record is from the annotation of a GenBank genome assembly. Lineage: Eukaryota; Viridiplantae; Streptophyta; Magnoliopsida; Lamiales; Orobanchaceae.